AUGGAUGCCUUCAAAGCCGAAGACUUGUGCUACCAUGGAGUCGCCGGGGACAUGGCCAACGGGAGUGGUGGCGACGCAAAGCAACCCAAACACACGUCUCCUGAUAGAGCGAGGCAUGACUUUAAAGUCGAGCUCCCAUCUAGUUGUGAUCCUCCAGGUCCGAAUAACCCACCGAAGCAGCUUGUAUGGAUAAUCUUCGGCGCAACAGGCCACAUCGGCCGCUCCCUCACCAGCUGCGCCCUGCGGCACAACGACCUCGUCGUCGCCGUCGGCCAAACCCACGUCAACCCCCCCGCCUCAAUGCAAAACUGGCACCCCAACUGUCUCGGCACCCUCUGUGACGUGCGAUUGCGUGCCACCGUCAAAGCCGUGAUGACCAAAGCCAUGGCUCACUUCGGACGCAUCGACCUGAUUGCGAACUGCAGCGGGACGGCGAUCAUCGGCGCGUGCGAGGACCAGGAUGAGCACGAGAUCCGCAAUCAGAUCGAGACGAAUUUAAUGGGCACGCUGAAUAUACUGCAGCUCAGCCUGCCGAUUUUCCGCGAGCAGGCGCAUGGGCGCUACUUGAUUUUUAGCUCGACGACGGGCGCGCUAGGUGUGCCGGGCUUGGGGCCGUAUUGCGCGAGUAAGUAUGCGGUGGAGGGGCUCAUAGAAGCUCUACUUUAUGAGGUCGAUGCGUUUAAUAUUAAAGCUACUCUUGUGGAGCCGGGGUUGGUCCGAAGGGAUGACCCAGAUCAACCCGAGAGAGAGAAGAUUGUGGGCACAGGUCUCCCAUUAUAUGGGCACUUCCUAAUCAAGCCGGCGAGUAAACCGUAUAGCAGUCCCACCAGCCCUGCGCAGCAUUAUAAGCGCAUGGUGCAGUGGUUGGGAGACAGGCAGCCAACGAGUGUGGUGAAGAGCGCAGAGCUGGUGUGGCAACUGGGACAUUGUAGUUUUCCACCGCUGAGGCUACUUUUGGGGAGCUUUGCGGUUGAGAGUAUUAGAGACAGGCUCAGAUGUGUGAUUGAAGAGGGAGAAGACUGGAGGGAGUUGAAUUGGCCAAGCGAGGAAAGCACUGGUGCAGGCGAUGAGAAGGAUGAGAAGGAAGAGCCGGAAAGGGAUGAGGAGGCCGAUGAGGAUGUUAAAGUAGGGCUGCAUAACUGA
Molecule: messenger RNA, 1143 nt
Organism: Pseudogymnoascus destructans
Lineage: Eukaryota; Fungi; Ascomycota; Leotiomycetes; Thelebolales; Thelebolaceae
Exons: 2
Coding region: 1-1143 (380 amino acids)
Source: RefSeq, a predicted model, not a curated record